AACCAAAUUCCAUGUGAAAAGCUAUAUUGUAAAAUGUUGAAGAAGACAUAAAAUGGAGGAGGGCACCUAACAUCUUUUUCUACUUUUUGCAAUUUCAGUAGCUGGAAGGACACAACAUUAUGUCCCUACUCCUAUUUAUUACUUGCUUACUUAAAAGCAAAAGCAAGAAAGUUAACCCAAAAAGCAACUAUUGCUAGCAAAGGUGUUUUAUUAUAAAUAAAAGCAAGAAACUCCCCCACCCGAAUUGGAACAAGAUGAGAAGGCAAGAAAAUAAUAAGUCUAUUGGCAUCUUAGAGGAUCACAUUAUCCCUCCUUGUAUAUGUCCAACCUGGAAACUAUACGAAAACCCUUUCUAUAAUUCACUAAAUAAUCCUCUUCCACAGCACAAGAUUCAUCGACUCAAUCUCCCGAUAUCUGCUAGGAAAAUUGCAUCAUCCUUUUGGGAUCUCACCUUUAUGGACUGUGAGGUUGCUGAAUUGAAGGCCAAGGUAGAAGAUGAGCGCAAGGCGCGUAAGAAGUUGGAGACCGUGAACAAGAAGAUUGCUAGAGAGCUGUGUGAAGAGAAAAAAGGGAGACAAGCGUUGGAGCGUGUAUGCAAACAACUUGCCAAUCAUAUCUCGUUGGAUAAAGCAGAGAUAGAUGGGUUGAGGAAAGACAUGGAAGAGGAGAGGAAAAUGGUGCGGGUGGCUGAGGUUAUGAGGGAGGAAAGAGUUCAAAUGAAGCUGACAGAGGCUAAAUAUUUAUUGGAAGACAAGUUGUUGGAACUGGAAAGGUUAAAAACAGAGCAAUCCAAGUCUUGUAAUUUUCACGAUGGAAGAAACCAUUCCAAAGAAGCUGAAAAUCCACACAUCAAACGAGGGAUCAAAGGAUUUGUGGAAUUCCCAAAGGUUGUGAGAGCUAUUAGUUCCAAAAGCAGACAUUGGAGCACAAAGUUGGAGUGCCAAAAGGCUCGAUUAUUACUCAAACAAAAGUCUCCUCCUAUCCCAUCCAAUGCUCUUCUAACAACCUCAUAAUAACAUACUACUAUUACUCGAUCCAAAAUUUUCUUCUUCCUUCUGUUACGCCUACAGAAUCUAUUUUCUAUUCGUCAGUUUUUUUGUGUAUAAUUCUCUGUAACUUUAUCAUCUUACCACUUGGAAAUUGUAUGAUUAUCGUUACAACUCAUACAUACAUACAUACUGCAAUGAUAGAGCAUAGGACAGACACCUAAUCAUUCCA
This is a messenger RNA of Solanum lycopersicum (tomato), 1218 nucleotides long. Its product is annotated as protein BRANCHLESS TRICHOME. Lineage: Eukaryota; Viridiplantae; Streptophyta; Magnoliopsida; Solanales; Solanaceae. The record is from RefSeq and is a predicted model, not a curated record.